Messenger RNA from Linum trigynum, 1026 nucleotides. NCBI's taxonomy places the organism in Eukaryota, Viridiplantae, Streptophyta, Magnoliopsida, Malpighiales, Linaceae. The record is from the annotation of a GenBank genome assembly.
AUACAAUAUUUUUACUAAUUACUACCGAUACAUCACCAUGCAAUCAAGAUAAAAAAACACAUAUUUUAGAGUUUUUUUUAGAUCAGGAGAAAAAAAAAUGUUUUCAAAAUUUCCAACACAAGCAGCCAAUCACAUCGUAUAUUUUCGGCCCAGGGAAUCAAAGCUGAGUUCAGGCCCAAAGGCCCGAGAGCCGACAUGUCCGUUGUCUUAAUUUUUGGCCCAGGGACAAAACCAAUUAGCCUUCUGGUCCGAAAGACACGCUGCUUUGCUACCAACGGAAAAUGAAGGCGUAUCUUUUUUUUUUUUUACGACGGCAGCUUCUUCCCCAAGCUGCAAAAUUCGUCUGCCUGCCAACAAAAACCUUCCCUAAAACCCUAGCUCUCUUCCACCAUUGCCAAUACUCAAGAGACCAUUCGAUCAGCUAGCGGCAAACCAGUGGUAGAUAGUUUCUUUGAGGCGGGAUUAACAUGGGGUUGACUAAUUUCAUCCUCACUAUCGCCGGCGUCAGCGCGGUGGUUCUCCUGCUGAGGAGCGACGUCAAGCAGUCCGCCGUCAUUCUCCGCCGCAACGUCAAGCACAUCCGCACCUGGCUCGAAGAAGAAUCAGCCGCCGCUUCCAAGACUGAGAAGGCAACACCAAAGGAAGUAGAAACAAAGGUUCCCCAUAAAGAAACUCCCAAGGAAGAGAAGAAGUAAGCAACUGCAAGAAGGAAGCUUGCAAUGUCUAGUUAGCCCUCCCAGGAUUCUAGUUAAGCCACUGUCAAAUAGUUCCUAUUCCAAGUUUUAUCGAUUAAUUGAGAUAGCGUAUAUUAAAUUCGUCAAAUUUUGGUCUCAUUUUUGCCUUGUAAUGUUCACCCAUUAGGUUAUGUUCAUGCUGAUGCUCCAGCCAGAAAAUAAUUAAUUAUACUUUGUUGUUUGGUUAAGAAAUAAAAGUUUUGAUGAGUUUCAAGGUUGUAGAAUUCGCAAACUAGUCACUUUGUGUAGUUAUUGAAAGUACAUAUUAAGUUUAUAAAAAUUGGAGAAAUAU